Fusarium pseudograminearum CS3096 is the source of this 1668-nucleotide messenger RNA. RefSeq lists its product as uncharacterized. The record is from RefSeq and is a predicted model, not a curated record. Bases 1 to 1668 code for a protein of 555 amino acids. The transcript has a single exon. NCBI's taxonomy places the organism in Eukaryota, Fungi, Ascomycota, Sordariomycetes, Hypocreales, Nectriaceae.
AUGAAGCGCAACGUAUUGGCCGUUAUGGCCAUUGUCAACGGUCUUGCUCAGGCCAACCGCUUCUCCUGGCAGAGCGAGGCCGAGACCGAUGUCGCCAAGCAUGGCCACAACUAUGAGCCCAAGUCAAACGAUGUUUACAAGGCAAAGGAGGACCCGCAGUCCGUCGAAUCCCUUGAUGAUGAUUGGGACGAUGAAAAGGAGGAAGAGAAGAAGCAGUCGGAGUUGGACUACGAGAAGCUCAAGCUCCUGAAGGAGAAGUUGCGUGCGGAGAAAGAGAAAUCCGAGGUCAAGGAAAAAGAGAAGGAGUACGAACACGACAAGAACAAGCAUCACGACUACAACUCUGAUCCCAAAUCCCACAAGACUUAUGAUCACUACAAGCCCACUGUCACAGGACAUCACAAACACCAUGGCGAUCACUAUGAUGUCUACGACUACAAGAAACCCAUCAUUGUUGAUGGCAAGAAGUAUGACUACGUCCAUAAGCCUAUCACGAAGCAUCAUACCUACACCAAGAUCCAUGAGCCUGAGGUCAAGCCCGGCUGCUAUGGUGACAGGUGUGAUCGCAAGCCCUGCAAUAAGUGUGGUGAUAACUGGGCCCAGCCCGGCUGCUGGCACUGCAAGAACCACGAGGGCGAGGGCGAGGGCGAGGGCGAGGGCGAGGUGACCAAGACCACCAAGUAUGCUCCCGAGAAGACCGAUGACAAGUACCAAGGUGCCAAGACAUACACGCACAAGGGUGUGACUGUCAUCGUUCCCAAGGAGACCAAGGCUCCCGAGGCUCCCAAGAUCGAGCAGCCCAAGGAGCAGCCCAAGAAGGAGGAGAAGUACGAAGACAUUUGCCGCAAGGUCACCAAGGGUCACGGAGAACACAAGUACGAGGAGACUAUCUGCGACAGGGUCAAGCACCACAAGGGAGAACACCACAAGGUCUAUGUUGAGCCCAAGAAGGAGGAAAAGUACGAGGAUAUCUGUCGCAAGGUUACCAAGGGUCAUGGAGAGCACAAGUACGAAGAGACCGUCUGUGACAGAAUCAAGCACCACAAGGAGGACAAGCCCAAGAAAGAGCACAAGUACGAGGACAUCUGCCGCAAGGUCACCAAGGGUCACGGAGAACACAAGCAUGAGGAGACCAUCUGCGACAGGGUCAAGUACCAGAAGGAGGAACACCCCAAGGUCUAUGUUGAGCCCAAGAAGGAGAACAUUUGCGACAAGAUCAAGGGUUGUCCUGCUCCUGCUCCUGCUCCUCAGCCUCAUUAUCCCAAGGUCGAGCAUGUUCCUGCUCCCGCUCCCGCUCCCGCUCCUCAUUACCCCAAGGUCGAGCAUGUUCCCGUUCCUGCUCCCCAGCCCUAUUACCCCAAGAAGGAGGAUAUCUGCGACAAGAUCAAGGGCUGCCCUGCCCCAGCUCCAGCUCCCGCUCCCGCUCCCCAGUACCCCAAGCUCGAGCCUGGUCCUAUUCCCGCUCCUCGGCCCAAGCCUGAGGAGAUCAAGCCAGUUCCUGUUCCUGCUCCUGUUCCCGUGAACCCCGAGCAGGUUUCGCCCGAGGGCAAGGGCUUUGAGGAGGCUCCCCGAGUCCCCUUGACCGUUUCCAAGUCCGGUGCCAACUUCAACACUAUCUCCAUUGCUGGCACCAUUGUUGUCGGCAUUGCCGGUGUUAUGCUCCUUUGA